CUCAGCUGUAAAUUCUGGCGUUCUUCUGGGAACAAUCGAUGGGAAAUCGGGUCUGCAGGAAGACUUUCUAAUCCUCUUACCGGGAUAAAUCAGCUACCAGACACAGCUCAAAAAUUCCUAGUGGCUCCAUUUUUGGAUUCGAAUAUUCAAAGCUACACCUUGGUCUCCGAAGCUUUGACAAUACCGAUGGUGGAACCGAUCUACUUCUGCUUUUAUGAGUACCUUGCCACUCAGGGUCUCUCAUUAACUAUAUGUACUGACAGGAUGGACUGCUUCUAUAAAAAGGACAGCCUCAUGACUGGGAACACCAUCGAUGAGAAUAAAAAGUGGAAUGUACGAUGUGUGAGAUUACCGGUGGGAACAUACGAGUUGAGAGUGCUCGCGGAGAAUAACGGUGAUAAUAAAGGCGAGCUUGGAUUCCUCCCUAUUCGGCUGGCUUACGAUCCUGCUGGUCAAAAGAUGAUCUGUUGA
Cooperia oncophora is the source of this 471-nucleotide messenger RNA. Lineage: Eukaryota; Metazoa; Nematoda; Chromadorea; Rhabditida; Trichostrongylidae. The record is from the annotation of a GenBank genome assembly.